Messenger RNA from Aureobasidium namibiae CBS 147.97, 1827 nucleotides. RefSeq lists its product as uncharacterized. Gene Ontology annotation, molecular function: DNA binding; zinc ion binding; DNA-binding transcription factor activity, RNA polymerase II-specific. The annotation marks the transcript as partial. Gene Ontology annotation, biological process: regulation of DNA-templated transcription; DNA-templated transcription. NCBI's taxonomy places the organism in Eukaryota, Fungi, Ascomycota, Dothideomycetes, Dothideales, Saccotheciaceae. The transcript has 5 exons. The record is from RefSeq and is a predicted model, not a curated record.
AUGCCCCCAAGAACGAUCCUUCCAAAAGAUGAACAAGGUUCAAGCGACGGAUUAGCCAGCAUGGCACCUCCAAAAUCCGCAAAGCGAAAAGCCGUUUCCUCUGCUUGUAUCCCAUGUCGCAAACGCAAGAGCAAGUGUGAUGGAGGCCUUCCUUCCUGUUCUACUUGUAUGGCGGUCUACCGUACAGACUGCAGCUACGACCAAGACACGGACCACCGGCGCAAAGGCGCACUUCGAAAAGACAUAGCAUCUCUACAAAACAAAAAUACUGCACUUGAUGUCGUCAUCAACUCCUUGUGCGCUCUCCCAGAAAAUGAGGCUACUUCGCUGUUCCAUAGUCUUCGCCGCGGUGAGAGAUUGGACUGCUUGGCCGAAGCCAUCAACGCUGGAGAUACCGAAAAACUACGAACAUUAGAUACCGAGCUCUCGGGCCCUUCAGGAACUCCGGGAGCCACUUUCCACACGCAAGCUCCUUCAACGCGAAACGAGUCGUCUCGCAGUCCUGUCGACGGGAAAUGGAACGAUGCAGGAAGCCAGAGCGCGGCAGCCGAAGCACCAUCAUCUUGGUUCCGUAUACCACAAGACGCCGAAUUCGUGGAUCAUCUGCUCAACCUCUACUUCUGCUGGAGUCAUCCUUUCUUCUGCUUCUUCUCCAAGGACCACUUUUUGAGGGAUAUGGCAAGGGGUUCGACCAAGUACUGUAGUGCUAUGCUAGUCAACGCGGUACUUUCAGUCGCCUGCCAAUACUCUGAUCGACCUGCAGCACGCGAAAGAGCAGGAGAUUACUUCUUUGGCGAAGCCCAAAGGCUUGCCGAGAACAUCGGUGCGGCAGAACUGACUGCUGUACAAGCUAUCGCAGUAAUGGCAGUAAGAGAGGGAUCCGCAGGCCGUGACCACAUCAGCUUUCGUCUCGUCGGAAGAGCUGUGCGCCUUGCUAUGGAAAUGGGUCUCCACUUAGCAGAGACCACUGCAGGAGAACCAAACUUGCGGUCUAGCGAAAUUGACAUCCGGAAGCUGACUUUCUGGGGUGUCUUCAACUGCGAGAUGAUAUGUUGUCUGUCGUUGGGCAGAGUAUCUUCGAUCCCUAAGAACGCGAUUGAAAUCGACAAACCUAUGAACUCGGAGAAGCUGGAUGCAUUGUUCUGGCAACCAUACGAGGACGCCAACUUGCCAGUCAGUCCCAGCGCCAUACAGCCCAUGAAGUGUCUACUUUUCCACAGCAUCCAGAGCAAACUCUCUGAGAUGAUCAACGAUAUCAACCUCAACCUUUACGCACCCAGAGAAAGAUUUACGCCUCGACGACUGGCGUCAGCAUACCACCAGUACCAAACGUGGUACAGUGAAUUGCCCGAGAUGUUCCAGCUCCAAAACACAGCAAUGCCCCACGUCAUUGUGCUUCACAUGUACUAUCAUCACUGCGUGCUACAUCUCUUCCGACCAUUUAUGAAGCUUGAUCUCUCAGACAUCGGACUCUUUCCCCGCGAGCUAGCGACCUAUUGUGCCACAGAGAUCUCUAAACUUAUGAACGCACUCCGCGGAAUGUACGGACUAAGACGAACGUCCCUAGCCGUUAGCCCCAUUGUUCUGUCGGCCAGCACAGUCCAUCUUAUGAAUCUUCCUUCUCAAGGCGCAGCAGUCCAGCUUACUCAAUCAAUGCAGGAUCUCGAUACGAUGUCUGUGAACCAUCGUUAUGCCUCGUGCUGUCUGGAGGUAAUCAAUCGACUUGCGAACCAGUGGGGUAUCAGAUUGCCUGAGGCCACUGCCAAUCUCGCACCCUUCCGAUCUCCGGACAUCAAUCAAGCCGUGCCGAACAUGGCACUGUUCUUC